GCUGGACAGCCUGACUGUACUCCCUAGCAGCCUAGCAGCCUAGGUACGAAUGGAGCCAACCAGCUUUUACCUUUCAAACGUCAUCAAUCCUUGAUUCAAAGCUCCUGUGGGACUACUGUACGAUUGCAUGUAGGCUUGCAGCUCUACUAUGCGCAUCCUCAAUUUGGAAAUCUAUUUCGUGACGGCCUGUUCCCCCUUAUCGAGCGACUGUUAUUAUCGUUGAGUUGCUCCAUUUGGAGCUUCGGUCCGCAAUGUCAUCAGCGCCGACUAUCAAGGACCUUACGAAAGCCGUGAAUAAUUUUGUACCGAUAGCGAAGUUUCCGUUGCCUGACGACCUUGUCGAGAUCAUCGACGCAUAUCUUUGCAAACAUGAGAAGUUCGACGAGAGUGCUGCCGACAAAUUAAACGACGAGUUACUUUCUUUAUUUCAUAAAGAUGUAUCCCAUGUCCCGUCUCGCUAUACGGCUUUCGUUGCGCUUCUUCGCCGUUUGCGCCCUAUAGUUGGACAACCAGACAAGAUAUUCCAGUGGUUUGACUUGUUAUUACUAGUACUCAACUACCUAAAUCAGGAGAAAGAUCUUGCUGCCGAGGUAGAAGGUACAAUUCUGGAUAUUCUUACGGCGGACGAUGGCCAUGAUUCCAGCUCCCCGACUGGAGGUGCAGCCCCUCAACUUGCAGAGCGCAUCCUGCUGCUAUGGCUCGAUGAGUACGAGACUAUAGGGAAAAGUCCCGAUGCAAUAUCAGAAUUUAAAGAGAAACAAAUGCAAAGGACAUUGUUACAUUACGGGAAGAGACGUCCAAAAGAUCUUUUGACUGUUCUCGACCAAUAUGUGGCCAAGAAAACAUAUCGUGCCCGUGCUUUAUCAUUCCUGGCCUUUUUCGUACAAAGUCAACCACCACAUCUACAUCUUAUAUUGCAGACACCAUUGUUUAAUAACUUAAUCAACUGUCUCCAAAUAGACACAUCGACGACUAUCGUGUCUCUCGCCUUGACCGCUCUGACAAUGAUUCUUCCGCAUAUGCCAAGCUCUCUCGUCCCUCACCUCCCCACGCUGUUUAACAUAUAUGCGCGGCUUCUCUUCUGGGAGCGAGAGCUAUCUUCUCAAGUGGCGACUGAGAUAGAUCAGGAGCGAAGGCUCUCUCCUAAUACUCUAGCCUGGGAAAAACUCGCCUAUUCUCCCGAUUUUGAUGACACGGCUAUCCCGCAACUCCUUCACUAUUUCACUAUUCUGUAUGGCCUGUAUCCGAUCAAUUUCAUGGACUACAUUCGUAAGCCGCAAAGAUAUCUUCGGCACGCCGAGGUGCCCGAUGCCGACGACAUUGAAGUCCAGCCCACUGAAAUCCGCGAUGCAUCGGAGCGUUUCCGGCAAUGCCAUCUCCUUCACGAGAAUUUCUAUACUCUUACUAUCGAUUCAGAGAAGGAUAAUUUCGGGAGAUGGAUCAAAAGUGAACCAUCCGAAGUCGUAGCCGACUGCGUAGCUCUCUGUCAGGCCGGCGAGGCGUUGCCUAACCAGGGUAUCGUAGACGCUAUUAAUAUAGGGGCGUCCGAAAAGGAUGAACCCGAAAAAGACGGCCACGAUUCCGCGCUGCUCAGUGGUUCUUAUCCGUUCGGCGUGUCUUUCAGUCCCUUCCCAGGGGACAACAGACGAAACACGGGAUCGACGUUCGCUGAAUCUAUCACAAGUAGCCGAAAGCAGUCCGUCAUAGUUCGUCAGUCAUCCAUAGGCAGUUAUCACUCUAACCGGGACGUAUCGAGUCCAAGGCCGUCUGGACUCGGUAACGAGAGCCCGACUCUUUCUCGUCAACUAGUUCAGUCUGGAUCACAGACACAGCUUCAAGAUUUGAUUAACUCUAAUAAGGUCAUCAAAUCAGGCUUGCAUCAAUCGAUGGCGAAUGACAGUGUGCCAUCUCUUGCCUUAAGCCACCAUGAUUCCAUCUCAGACCGCCAGGGAUCGCAGCUUCAACCAAGUUCUCAAUUAGGCAAUACUUCAUCCCCGACAGAUAGUAUUAGCGCUCAGAUUGCCCACCUCCAGCGCCAAAUCUUGCUUUUGUAUAAUGAUCUCACGUUUGAACGAUUCAUGAAGCAGCAGCACCUUACUCAUAUGGGUGCGCUGCGAAGGCGACACGUGCGAGAGGCAGCAAGUGAGGCAGAAACCCAGAACUUGAUUAUACAGAAUCGCCAGCUUAAGCAAAGGCUAAAAGAUGCAAAAGAUUCGGAAACCCAAGCUAAAAAGGAGUCUGAGAAGAGUCGUACAUUAUCGAAGAAGUGGGAGGCAGACCUAACAACUAAAUUAAGGGGACUUCGCGAAGAACAAAAGAAAUGGAAUGCUGAAGGAGACACAUUGCGAACUGAACUAGAUGCAGCAAAGGGUGAAUCGGAACGAUUGCGGUUGUUGGUUUGCGAAGCCGAGGUUAGGGAACUGGAUUUAAAGCAAAAUAUGCAGUCCGUCGAGAUCAAUGUUGGUGAGCUAGUAAGGCUAAGAGAAGAGGUUCAGCGACUAGCAGAAUGCGAACGAAAUUAUCACGCCAAAGAGACGGAACGCCAAAACAUGGCAACACAUGCGGCGGAGGCGGAAGGUCGAGCUGAGAUGCUAGAGAUGAAGCUUAAAGCACACGACUCCGAUAUCCAGAAAACACAUGAAAUGUAUAAAUCACAGAUCGCGGAACUGAAUGCAAGGCUGCAAGGUGCGCUCAAAACUGGCACGGGGCACAGGUCUGAAGCUCUCAAGACACAGCUAGAGAAUACCCUAGCAGCAAACCGAGAGCAGCAAACGGAACUGAAGAACCGCAUCGCAGAAGUUACGAGGAAAAAUUCGAUAUUGCAAGCUACCAUACUGGAAUUGCAAUCUACAAUAUCCAGCCUAUCGAAGCCAGAUCCUCAUCCGUCGGCAGAUACCGAGGUCGACUUUUCGUCCGACUCAGGUAGCCCUUUGGGUUAUCGCAACCGCCAGCAUCGUGGGUUUUCCGAACCGGAUAUGUUUGAGGCGACAUCGUACAACCCCACCCCGCCACUUGAGCCUUACAGCAGUGUUGGAUCGGCAGGUAGCCAGGGACGACGGCCUUCUACGCCGUUGCAGAAUGAUCCGCUUUCCGCAGGCAAAGGCAGCCCGACGACAGAGCGAUAUUUCGGACGAGGUGGCGUACAAAACCUCCGCAAGGAAAAAGAAAAGAAGAAGGAAGAAAAGGAGAAAAAGAAAUCAACUGGACUACGCGGUAUUAGAGGUUUCGUCUAGCCCGGCGUCAAUAUUUCUGAGAUGUCGUAAUGAAGCAGUCCUGUCAAGUUUAUGUUUACCAGAGGUCUAGGCAAAGAGCCUAGAGUGUCUACAUCGACGAAGAAAGCAUAGCUAAUGGAUAUCCUGCGGCGUGAGCAUUUCAUAAUUUGAUACCCUAACACCCAGUAGCAAACAUGAAUCGCACGAAAUGAACCAA
Molecule: messenger RNA, 3429 nt
Organism: Annulohypoxylon maeteangense
Lineage: Eukaryota; Fungi; Ascomycota; Sordariomycetes; Xylariales; Hypoxylaceae
Product: Hamartin protein-domain-containing protein
Exons: 4
Coding region: 252-3233 (993 amino acids)
Biological process (GO): negative regulation of TOR signaling; regulation of cell cycle
Cellular component (GO): TSC1-TSC2 complex
Source: RefSeq, a predicted model, not a curated record